Messenger RNA from Pungitius pungitius (ninespine stickleback), 3185 nucleotides. RefSeq names its product myosin-16. Gene Ontology annotation, cellular component: myosin filament; myosin II complex; cytoplasm. Bases 188 to 2842 code for a protein of 884 amino acids. Gene Ontology annotation, molecular function: actin filament binding; microfilament motor activity. The transcript has 18 exons. NCBI's taxonomy places the organism in Eukaryota, Metazoa, Chordata, Actinopteri, Perciformes, Gasterosteidae. The record is from RefSeq and is a predicted model, not a curated record.
UAGUAGUGCCACAAUAUUUAUUUUGAAGCUGUGGAGAGUAGAAAUUUAGUAACAAGAUUGAGAGAAUUAAGGCUGUGCAUGCACAAAGGGCUGUAAACAGUUAAAUCUCGCAGGGGAUUCCCAGUGAAGCUGUGUGUGUGUGUGUAGGUGAUAGUCAGUCCGUCAGUUGGACGGCUGCUGCCUCACCAUGGCUGUUCUCUCUGCAGAGGUCCUAUGCUGGCAUGCUCGCAUUGAAGAGCUUGAGGAGGAACUGGAAGCUGAGCGGGCCAUCAGGGCCAAGGUGGAGAAACAAAGAGCAGAUCUGACUAGAGAACUUGAUAAUCUCACUGACCGACUUGAGGAAGCAGGAGGGAUCACCACCUCACAGAUGGAGGUGAACAAGAAGCGAGAGGCUGAGUUGCAGCGUCUGAGGCGAGACCUGGAGGAGACCUGUGUCCAGUCAGAAGUGUUGGCUGCUUCUCUGAAGAAACGGCACAGUGAUGCCAUGGCAGACCUGAGUGAGCAGUAUGAAGCUCUGCUGCGGACUAGAGCCAAGCUCGAGAAAGAGAAGCAGAGUCUGAGGAUGGAGGUGGAUGAGCUGACUGCUUCACUGGAGAGUCUGCAGAAAGCCAAGACAUCUUCAGAAAGCCAGAUGAAGAAGCUGGAAGAGCAGCUGUCAGAAGCCAACAGGAGAGGAGACGACCUGCAGAGGAACCAGACCGAGCUCAGUGUGGCCAGGAACAGACUAACAUCUGAUAAUGCAGAUAUGAGUCGACAGAUCGAGGAGGCAGAGGCCCGAGCCAGCCAGCUGAGCCGCUCCAAGGCUCUGCUCCAAUCCCAACUGGAAGAUUUAAAGAAACAUCUGGACGAGGAGGUCAAGUGUAAGCAUGUGCUCAGCAGCAGUCUGAGCACCGUGCUGCAGGAGUGCGAGGUGCUGAAGGAGCAGGUGGAGGAGGAGCAAGAGAGCAAGCACGAGCUGCAGCGUCUUGUUUCCAAACUCAACAGCGAAAAGACGCACUGGAUGACCAAGCAUGAGACAGAUGCCAUACAGCACGCCGACAAGCUGGAGGACACAAGGAAGAAGUUGGCAACCAGACUUCAGGAGGCUGAGGAGGCUGUGGAAGCCACGCAAGCCAAAUGUUCCUCGCUCGAAAAAAACAAGCAGAGGCUGCAGGGAGAGGUGGAAGAGCUCUGCAUAGACCUGGAGAAGGCCAGCAGCUGCGGUCAGGCUCUGGAUAAGAAGCAGCAGGUCCUGGAGAAGCAGCUUGAAGACUGGAAGCAGAAGUGUGAGGAGCUGGUGACUGAGGUGGAAGGCUGCCAAAAGGAGAGCAGGCAACACGCCAGUGAGCUUUUCAAACUCAAGACAACCCAUGAAGAGUCUCUGGAGCAGCUCGAGGCCCUACGCAGGGAGAACCAGGUCUACCAGGAGGAGGUAGCUGACAUGACAGAUCAGCUUUCAGAUGGAGGUAAAAGUGUCCAUGAGCUCCAGAAAGCAAAGAAGAAGAUUGAGAUGGAGAAAGAAGAGUUACAAGCCUCACUGGAAGAGUCAGAAGCAGCUUUGGAGGUUGAGGAGACUAAGGUGCUGAGGCUGCAGCUGGAGUUGUCUCAAGCUAAAGGAGACCUGGAGCGCAGACUUCAGGAGAAGGAGGAAGAGAUGGUUGCUGCUAGAAAAUGCCACCAGAGGGCGCUGGAGUCCCUGCAGGCCACUCUGGAUGUGGAGGUGAAAGGAAAGGCAGAGGGGCUGAAGUUAAAAAAGAAAUGUGAGGCUGACAUCAAUGAGCUGGAGUUACAGGUGGAGCUCCUAAACAAGAGCAAUGCAGAACUCAGCAAGAGCAGCAAGAAGAUGCAGCAACAGAUAAAGGAGCUGCAGGCCCAGUUGGAAGAGUCGGUACGGAGCAAUGAGGAGUGCCGGGAGGAGCAGAUAGCCGCGGAACGACGCUGCUCUUUAUUGGUUAGUGAGGGGGCGGAAACUUGUGCAUCCCUGGAGAUCACAGAGAGAUCCUGCAAGGCCUUGGAGAUGGAGCUGCAGGAUACCAGAGAGAAACACAGCGACCUAAACAACCAGUUCCAGUUGGCUCUGAGUGCGAGGAGGAAGCUGGAGGUGGAUCUCCAGACUCUGCUGCAGGAGAAUGAGGAGCUGCAAGGAGCGCUAAGAGGUUCAAUGGACAAGUCUAACAAGGCCAGCUCUGAGUUAGCACGAGUGGGGGAAAAGCUGCGUCUGGAGCAGGAACAUACACUCCACCUGGAGAGAGUGAAGAAAGGUCUGGAUGCUCAAAUCAAAGACAUGAGCACCAGGAUGGAUGAGGCCGAGCAGAUGGCUCUGAAAGGAGGCAAGAAGAUCAUCCAGAAGUUGGAGGGAAAGGUAAAGGAGAUGGAGCUGGAGUUGGAUUCAGAGCAGAAGCGGCACGCUGAGGCGGUGAAGACAGUGCGUAAGAACGAGCGCCGUCUGAAGGAACUGUUAUUCCAGUCAGAGGAGGACCAGAAGAACCAGCUCAGAAUGCAGGAGCUGGUGGAAAGGCUGCAGAACAAGUUGAAGGCCUACAAGAGUCAAGUGGAGGAGGCUGAGGAGCAAGCUAACAUUAAUUUAGCAAAGUACAGGAAAACCGUCAAUGAGUUGGAUGACGCUGAGGAGCGAGCCGACAUUGCUGAAACAGCACUCACUACGAUCCGGACCAAGAAUAGAGGCAGUUUUGGCAAAGGACACUCUUCUGGUUACAGCAUGCCGUACCCCGGGAAGGUCAGGUCCCCCAGCCCUGUGGGCUCAGAGGGCAGAGGGCACAAGAUCCUCAACGACGACAACGAGUCAGUCAACUCCCUCAUCCCAGCGUACCUUAACUCUCUGAAAAAACUAAUGAUUGAUUAGAAGCCCAGCGGUGCGGACAACAACCACUCCCCCAACUCUCAGUUUGAAGCUGCUCAAACCUCACAACUCAUUCAGUGUGUGUCACAUGUUUGUCUAUUGAACCUUUUAAAAAUGUACACUCAUCUCUUUCUGUAGGAUCCUUACUUUAAUAACACAAUCCAACACAUCUACUGCUUAAUGGAAUAUUUGUAUCUAAAAACUGUAAUUGUGUUCCAACACAAGAUUGCACUGUAGAGUCUCAGGAACAGAAAAAUAGCAAGGCUUUUGUUAAGUUUAUUUGCACUCUGCAUGGUUCAAACUAGUCAGGCUUGCAGUAUUAUAUUUCUCUCUAUCUGUGCUAUUA